Molecule: messenger RNA, 507 nt
Organism: Striga hermonthica
Lineage: Eukaryota; Viridiplantae; Streptophyta; Magnoliopsida; Lamiales; Orobanchaceae
Source: the annotation of a GenBank genome assembly
ACGUCGUUUUCUUUGUUGUGGCGACCUUCUUAACAUUCAACUCCUCCUUGGUCGGCCCGCCUAUUGCCAUUUCCUCGAUGUACUGCCUGAUUGUUUCAAACAAAAAGGGCUUCGCCUAGGAGAUAAACGUCUCUUUCAAUCUCUUACCGAACGGCUCGUCGUCUUUUAUUGUGAUUCGAAUCUCAGCAUCCUCGUCGGCGUACUCGUCGGAAAUAUAAAAGGCACCUCAACAGUGGACAAAACAAUUGAGUUCCGACGUGAAAAUAUUAAUUUGCGCAAGUGUAUACAAUUAUCUUAUUUUUUUGUAUCAUUUUUAUGCUUUGAAAAUUAUAUUUUUCGGAUUGUAAAUCAAGUGGUUGAUAAGAUAACAUCAAACUCGGAUCUUAAAUCAGUUGAAACUAUGACAAUGGACUUGGAUGUGGAGCUUAAUUUUUACCAAUUCCUCUUCCAUGAAAAGUUGCCGACCCUUUCCUUGAUUGAGCGUGAACAAGAAAAAGACGGUUAUUA